AUGUCUUUCAGCGCGGGUAAUUUUUGGCUUCAACGAACAAUCUCUCUGAAGCCUUAUCCUCGUGGAUGUCACUACAUUACGGAUGACGUGAAAAAAGCAUUACCAGAAAUCCAGCAGCUCAAAAUGGGUGUGCUUCACCUGUUCAUUCAGCAUACAUCAGCUACGUUGAUUGUGAACGAGAGUUGGGACGCAUCUGUCAAGACUGACAUGGAGAUGCUGCUGAAUCGCAUGUUCCCAGAGUCACUGCCUUACGCUCACAGCUGCGAAGGUCCAGAUGACAUGCCGGCUCACGCCAAACAAGCAUUCCUCGGUGGUCCCAGCCUAUCGGUGCCUGUAUCUGACGGCACGCUGGCUUUGGGCACAUGGCAGGGAAUUUGGUUAUGUGAGCAUCGCAGCUCCAAGUCUUCAAGGCAAAUUGUGGCUACACUGAAUGGGUGCCCAUUCGACAAGAGUUGA
This is a messenger RNA of Dicrocoelium dendriticum, 456 nucleotides long. NCBI's taxonomy places the organism in Eukaryota, Metazoa, Platyhelminthes, Trematoda, Plagiorchiida, Dicrocoeliidae. The record is from the annotation of a GenBank genome assembly.